GUCAAGCCUUUGUCGGUUACGUUUGCCCCAGCCGCAGCGAGCCGAAGCUAGCCAAUCAGUCAGYCAGAAUAGCCAAGUUCGAUUCUGAAUACCCAAGCCCUAGAGCACAGUCACAGGCACAGUCUACAGAAACUCGGAAGAACAGUUAUCAAUUGUGACUAUAUACAUAUAGUGCAUAUAUGUAUAUGUAUUCAUGCAUAUACGUAUCUGUAGUACAGUGCGAAGCCUGUAGAUUAUCCAAAGCUAGCCAUCAAAUCAACUGAGCAAAGAGAACAGCUCGAAAAUUGGAACUCAAAAAUUGUGAAAGUCAAGUGGAAGCGCAAGGGCUUUUAAAGGGCUUCAUUAAAUAGCAAUUACAGCACACUCUGCUCCGCUCUCUGACACACCCACGUUCGCUCGAAUCACAGCCAGAAGCCAUAACCCAGCCCCGCUACGAUGUCGGAUCUUCAGGACCAGCAGGACACCACGAGCGGCAGUCAGAGUCAAAGUCAAAGUCAGAGCCAGAGUCAGAGCCAGAGCCAGAGUCAAAGUCAGAGCCAGAGUCAGAGUCAGAGUCAGUCUCAAAGUCGGUCCACGCCAUCGGAGUCGUCUGCUCCGCCAGUGACUGAGGAGCAUGAGCCGCCCAGCAGCAGCAACAGCAGCAGCACCAGCGCCGGCCUCAUCGAUGGCGAGCCGGACGGCGACGGAGCCAGGGAUAUGGAACGGGACAGGGACAGAGAGGCCCAUGGCGAGAGGAUACACAAGGAUGACUUUGGGACGCAGCGUGUGUACAAGAAGACGUCGCCGAAUUGCGUGAUCACGCUCUAUUUGCCAACGCGCGAGAUAAUACUCAGCGGCAACAAUCCAUCGGUGCUGCGUGGUAUAGUCUAUGUGGACCCGAAGGCCAUUCAAGGAUAUCGCGUUUAUGCGCAGCUAACUCUGACAUUUCGCUAUGGGCGCGAGGACGAGGAGGUGAUGGGCCUGCGUUUCUGCAACGAGGCCAUUAUGUCGCUGCAUCAGAUUUGGCCGCGCCUCGAGGAGCCCUCGCCUGAAACGCUCAGUCCACUUCAGGAGGCCCUACUGAAGCGACUGGGCGAUGGGGCUCAUCCGUUCACCUUAUCGCUGACCGCCCAGGCACCACCCAGUGUCCAGCUAGUGCCAGCCAAACGCUACUACGGAGCCCCCAUUGGCACCAGCUACGACGUACGCUGCUUCAUUGCGGACAAGACGGACGAAAAGUUCCAUCGGCGGGCCUCCGUCAAGAUGGGCGUGCGGGUCAUCUAUCGCACCGACGUCUUUCACCAGCAUACCGCUCCGGAGAACUUCGCUGCCUUUGCCGGCCAGAACUCCAACGCAUCGACCCAAUCGCCGCCGGCCAGCGCCACGCCCCCAUUGAGUAACAGCGACGGGCACGAGCCAACACCCAGCACCAGCAGUGCAGGCGGAGGAGGAGGAGGAGGAGGAGCCGCUGGAGGAGGAGGUACCGGUACCGGUACUGCUGCGGGCGCGGGUGCCAAGGGCGCCAAGUCCAAGUCGGAGCGCGGUGAUUCAUUUCCCAAGCUGCGUCUCUCGCCCAAGGCGUUUAGGUUCAGCGGACGCUUUGGCCGCAGCAAAAGCGAAAUCGAGCGGUGCCCCAACGACCCAUUCCAUUGCUACAGCAAGUCCUUCCAGGAGCACUGCGACAACACUGGCUCCGAAAUGCUGCCACCCCAUAGCAAUGCCGGCGUCACCGGCGGCAUUGGCGGCAUCAGCGUCGGACCUUGCGGCGGACCCCAGGGCGCCGUCGAUAAACCGUUUCUGCUGCACGACGGCCGCGUCGGCCUGAGGGCCAGCCUGGACAAGGGCUGGUAUACGCACGGCGAGGACGUCAAUGUCACGGUCAACAUACGCAACGAUAGCCGCAAGACGGUGCGCAAAGUGCGGGUCUGCGCCAUUCAGCACGUGGACGUCUGCAUGUUCAACAACGGAAAGUUUAAGAACGUCGUCGCCGACUCGGAGAAUAUUUCGCCCGCCGUGGACCGCACCGUACCGCCGGGUGGCACUUUGAACACCACCGUGGCGCUGCGGCCACAGCGCGGCCCCACCAAGAACUGGAUCGCACUGGAGGAUACGCUGCAGCGCAGCACCGAGCCGGAUGAGAUAACUGGCGCCAUUGCUGCAUCGGCCAUACGCUCGCCCAACUUCGUCAUGCAGGCCGCCCAGCUGCUGACCGGGCAUCCGCUGGCCAGCCCGGCCAUGGCCAUGCCCCAGCCACCGAGCUCGGCGGGCACAGCCAGUGCUGGCGGCGCUGGGAGUGGCUUGGGCGACGAUCGCAAUGUGUUUGCCAUUUACGUGUCGUACUAUGUGAAAGUGAAGCUAACACUGAGCGGCAUGGGCGGGGAGCUGUCGCUGAAGCUGCCCUUUGUGCUCGUCCAUGUGGAUGAGUCGCUGCGCCCGGGCCACACCUCGGCCACGGUGGCCGAGCUGCGCAUGGAGCGGCUCACGCUGCAGGAUGUGCCAGCCGGGCGCAAGAGCGCCAAGCGCUCCUCUACCAUGAAUAAAUCCUCGAACACCUCGCCCUCAUUGGUCGAUGGCCCAUCCACGAGCGCUGCAGCCGCCGCCGCAGCGGCCGCCAGUGCCGGCGUCGACGAUAUCACCCAGCUGGACGUCAUCGAGGCGGCGGACGAGGAGUUCAACAUAUGUGUGCCCGUGCCAACUGGGCCGCCGAAGCCCAGCUCCAGCAGCCAGAAGCGGCGACUGCAGCGCAGCGAGACAUUGGCCCGAGACAUCGACGAGACCGAGGAGGAGCAGGAGGUCGAGCAGCAACAGGUCGAACAGCAUGUCGUCCAGGUCCAUUUGGAGCAACUGCGCGAGGAGGAGCGCCCGCAGCCAGCCACCGAGACGGGCGCCGUGCCAAAAACAACAAAUGUUUGAUUCUGAUUGUGGUCUCAGAUGUUUGCCAAACGAAAGAAGCCGUAGAAGGAGACUGAGGAGGAGACUGAGGAGGAAGAGAGGCAAACGUGGGCCGGACAAAGUCGAGAGAAGGUCAAUCGAAAUUGGAAGAGCGACCGUAGUGAAAAUGAAGAGCGCACUGAAGGAGAAGACGACGAAGAAGGUGUUAAUGAAGACGAAGAUGAUGAAGUAGAAGAAGAAAAAGAAGAAGAAGGUAAAAGUGUAUAUUUGAUGCAAAAGCGUAAGCGAUUCAGUUUCGGUUUCAAAUGAAAAACGAUUUCACGAUUAGCAUAGAGGGUGGGCGUGGAUUUGAAAGGUGAUGGAGAUGGUGGCGUUGGUGGGGUUGGU
Drosophila arizonae is the source of this 3258-nucleotide messenger RNA. RefSeq lists its product as uncharacterized. Gene Ontology annotation, cellular component: cytoplasm. NCBI's taxonomy places the organism in Eukaryota, Metazoa, Arthropoda, Insecta, Diptera, Drosophilidae. Gene Ontology annotation, molecular function: G protein-coupled receptor binding. Gene Ontology annotation, biological process: signal transduction; G protein-coupled receptor internalization. The record is from RefSeq and is a predicted model, not a curated record.